This is a messenger RNA of Spodoptera littoralis (African cotton leafworm), 2165 nucleotides long. The record is from the annotation of a GenBank genome assembly. Lineage: Eukaryota; Metazoa; Arthropoda; Insecta; Lepidoptera; Noctuidae.
AUUCGUUAUGUCAAAUUUAAAUUCAAUGUAAACAUUUAUUUACGAAGAAUUUAGUUUAACUUGUAUGAAAGUGAAUAAAGUGUUGUAAAAUAUGGAAGACUUCGAUGUGUUUACAAAUGAAAUAAACUUUACAAAACCGUUAUUCAAAAACAUAUUGAAUAAAUAUGUGAAUGAUGUGCCCUCAACUCCUAACGGACCGAAUUAUCAAAGUGGUCGGAAACUUAUGGCUGAGGAAUGUCUAGCGAGUAACGAUGACGUCGGCUGCGCAUUCCAUUUAAGUGAGGCAGCUUCAGCGUCAUUGAGGACCAUGGCUGUGUAUAGAGAUGAACAGUUGAAGGCCGCUGGAAACAAAUUACACAAGAUCACAAGCUACAUAAAACCAGUCCAACAAGUGAUAGAUGAUAAUCCUAUACCAAAGAAAGAGAAGAAGCUCCUAGAUCUCCUAUCAGAAGGCACAGACGACAUCACCAACAUAUUACAAACAUUAUCAAUAGACAAGGAGGUGCCAUUUCACAAGAGAUAUCUUCAUUUCUCCAAAGAGAACAAUGUGGACAACUUUCAGAAGAUACUGAAAGAGUUGCCUAAAGAGUGGACAAUUAUCCAAUUGACUGUGCCGUACAAUCCCAACGAGAACUUGAAACCGCUCCUGGAGUAUAGAACGGAGGUGGACGCCUUGUACCUGAGCAUGUUCACCAAUGACUACCUGGAGGACGCCAGGCUGGGACCUAUGACUGUUCAUGUACCUGCAAAUGUUACUAAAGCCACGAUCGUCCCACUGCAGGAAGGAGAAAAGCCUCUAUUUACCGAGUUAUUCUCGAUAUUGGAUGAGAACUACAAAACUAUAGACAAUGCUCAGUUUCUGAACAAUAAACGCCUUGUACAGAACUACUGGAGUCGGCGGGAGGACAUUGACUUGCGGAUGAAGAGUGUAAUAAAUGUAAUGGACAAGGAAUGGCUGGGCGGCUGGGGCUGCUUGCUGACCGGUAAACUUAUAGACAAGAGCUGGAAGGAGAAGGUCGUCAAAUUAGUUGACAACGCCAUAUUGGAUUGGGGUUUCAUCAGGCUAACACAAAAACAAAAAAUCUUACUCUACAACCUAAUAGAAUGCAGUCCAGUGUUGCAAUCACAACAAAUUAAAUCUUGUAUCCGAAGAAUAUUGACUGAAUAUGGCAACACUGAAGAUGUCAGACAAGUUUUGAAUUCAGAAUGUGGCAUCGAUGGUAUCAAGGCGUUUUCUCAAACGGCUUCUAUAGUCAAAGAUGGUGAUGAAUGGACAGGUUUGAAGAAGGCUAAGAGGCAUCCUGUUAUUCUUAUUGUUGAUGAGAGGUUAGACACAUUCCCAUGGGAAACGAUACCCAUACUGAACCAGCACCCUGUAUCUCGGAUGGAGAACAUUCACUUUUUGUACUACCUGUAUAAAGUGCAUGAAAAAAAUAUUGUCGAUGGAUACUAUGCGGCCAAGUGUGACGUCGGGAGAUAUGUUAUAAACCCAGAAAAGAACCUCGAUCGCAUGGAGAACCGUAUGACCUCGUUCGUGGAGUACUGGUGUCCAAACUGGAAGGGCCAUGUAGGCGAGGCUCCGUCUCCUACAGACUUCAUCUCGCAUAUCAGUGAAGCUGACAUACUGCGGGCACGGCGACGGCUGCCAGCUGGCGGGCGGCGCGGGGCGCGCGGCGGCGUGGAGGGCGCGGCGGGGGGGGCGGGGGGCGCGCUGGUGUUGCUGGCGGGCUGCGGCUCCGUGCGGCUGGCGCGGGCCGCGCCGCGCUCACCGCCCGCCGCCGCGCAGCACCAUCUACAUAUUGCGGGCUGCCCAAUGGUAAUAGGUAUGCUAUGGGAGGUAACUGACCUGGAGGUGGACAAAGUGAUCAGCACGUUGGUAUCUCUGUACGUGCCGUCUGACGCACCAGUACCAUGGCAACAUGUCGGGAAGGCCAAGUGGAGCAAUCGAGUACUAGAUACAUCAGUAGAGAAUCCUGGGCAAGUCCCAUCGGAGCGUGAUUUACUCCGCGCAGUAUGUCGGGCGCGAGGAUCCAGUUCCUACGUCAUGAUCGCAUGCAGUGUCGUCGCUAGGGGACUACCGCUGCGACUGAGGGAUUGAUUGAUUACACAGAAACGGACUGAUUUAUAAAAAAUGUAAUUGUACAUAAUAAAUACCUGCUAUACAA